Messenger RNA from Camelina sativa (false flax), 1177 nucleotides. RefSeq lists its product as uncharacterized. NCBI's taxonomy places the organism in Eukaryota, Viridiplantae, Streptophyta, Magnoliopsida, Brassicales, Brassicaceae. The record is from RefSeq and is a predicted model, not a curated record.
CUCUCUGUUUCGUUCUCCAACCACAAAAGCUCGACUCCAUUAAAGCUCUCAGCUCUGGUUUCAUUAUCCACCAUAGAAGAAGUUCUGGUUCCGAUUCUCCAAGCUCACAGAACUCAUUGUGUAAUCAAAGAGUAAACGAUGACAUCUGUACCAGGCAGUGAUAAUCUAAUAUGGAGUGAUGAACAAAGCCGUUUUUAUCUUGAACUUCGACUUGAAGAGAAUCUAAAAGGCAAUAUAAGAAACCACAUAGUGAAUGAAGCUGGGAAACAAACGAUUACAUCCAAGUUCUAUGAUGCAUUUGGUGAGAAGCAUAAUUGGAAAAAAUUUAGGAGCAAGUUUAAUACGUGUAAGAAGCAAUACACAACUUUCAGGAAAUUGACUCAUAAUAGAACUGGAAUGAGCUAUUAUCCCAAUGGGUCCAUAGACAUGAGUGAUGAUUGGUGGGAUGAGCGUUGUAAGGAGUGGCCUGGAGCUAGAAAGAUAAAGGAUAAACCAGUACCAAACACUGAUUUAAUGGAAAAAAUGUUUGGGUCAGUUCAUAUAACUGGAGCUGAGGGUUGGAGUGCUCAACAGGGUGAAAACCAUUUAGACAACAACAUGAUGUUAGAUGACGAUGAGGCUGCUGAAUCAAGACAAGAACAUGAUGCUCCCGCAGCUUCCAAUGCUCCUGCAUCUUCCAAUGCUCCUGCAGCUUCCAAUGCUCCUGCAGCUUCCAAUGUACCAAAGUAUCCUCGAAAAAGACGUGCAGGACAAGCUGUGGAAGGAAAAGCAGUGGCAGAUGUGAUAAGGGAUAUUAUUCAAUCACGUGAUGAGAUACUUACCUACAAGAAUCAACUCAUGGAGAGUCACCCUGACUAUAGUUGUAGUCACCUUAGGGCUAUGAGGGUUUUAAAUUCUUUGUCUAGUAUAAGAAUGUGGUCUCCAUUGUUCAAAGCAGCUAUGAAACAUCUCAAGGAAGACGCUACCAACCGUCAAACGUUCAUAAGCUUUGAAGAUGAUGAGAACAAAGUUCUUUACUUGGAGUUUGAGACUGGUGAAAGCAGAGACUAGUGAAAGCAGAGACUGGUGAAAGCAGAGACUGGUGAAACAUAAUCUGUAGUUUUUUGUUUUUUUUUAGUUUGGUGUGUAGAGAAUCUGUAGUUUGGUGUGUUUGGUGUGUAUGACUUUGAUAAGAACA